Mercenaria mercenaria is the source of this 746-nucleotide messenger RNA. RefSeq lists its product as uncharacterized. The record is from RefSeq and is a predicted model, not a curated record. The transcript has 2 exons. Lineage: Eukaryota; Metazoa; Mollusca; Bivalvia; Venerida; Veneridae. The coding region runs from base 154 to 723 and encodes 189 amino acids.
GAUUAAACCACAUGGUAUGUUAAUAUUGACAUGCGCAGUGAAACAUUAACGCAUGCGUAAACAGUUUUGUAUUUUCCCCGGACAAUCAUGGCUGAAAUGAGCCCCGGAAUAAGAAAAUAAGACUGCAUAUUUAGGUUCCUUUUCAAUAUCGGGAUGGCACAUCAACACCACUUAGAAAAUGAGAAGUACAGACAAUGGGUGAAGGCCGGACUUGGCUUAGGAUACUUAAAAGAAGGACUAGCGCCAUUUUGUGACGACGUCGCCAAACAACAGCAUAAAGACAUCUUAGAUAACAUUAAACAGACAAAACAUCUUCACACAGUGACAUGUGGUCUGUGUGCUCUGAGGACUCUCAAACCAGACCAUGUGAAAAUAGGAAAGAAUCAAUGUCCUUUGGACCAAGUUAACUGUAACUGCUGCUAUACGAAUGGUAAAAAUGCUUGCCCAAACAACGUAUGUGGUGCAAUCUAUGACAAUAUAAUAACUAACCAUGCGUCCACACCACCAGCUCCUUAUUGGAAAAACACCCAAACUCAGCAGUGGACUGGAGAUCCUUGGAGUAUAGCUAAAUGUUUCAUCAACGCCCCUGGAUAUGAUCAGAAGACAUCAGCAGCCGACAUUGACUGUACUGGACUACUGCAUGUGAUUAUAAACAACAAGUAUUUUCAUAAUCACAUUCAGUGUAAUUUAGCUGGAGCUAAUGUAUUUUCAAAGGUAAAAUAGUACAUGAGUACACUUCUGCUUAU